UUUUUUAACAGUGUGACAACUAUAAUAUAUUUACUUAAUGAUUUCAACAUUUAUGAUUAAAUUAUCAGAAUGAAAUAUAGUGAAAUGGCAACUGAUAUUGCACGAGGUGGAAUAGAAGCUCUGCAUAUUGCUGAGGGUAUUGCUCGAAUUUCUUCAAAAUCAGAAGAUCAUUUAGAUACACGGUGGAAUGUGGGCGUAAAUAAUAUGAAAACAUUUGAUGCCGUUGUUUUUGAUGUUCUUAAAGUUAUGCCAGAAGAUUUUGCUAGUCAAUUAACUUUAAUGGAUAUGGAUGUUUUUAAGACCAUUCAACCAGAGGAACUUACAAGCUGUGCAUGGAAUAAAAGAGAGAAAUUAACUUCAGCACCCAAUGUUGUAGCUUUUACACGAAGAUUUAAUCAUGUAACAUUUUGGGUAGUACAAGAAAUACUUUCAAGUCAAACACCAAAACAUAGAGCAGAAAUAAUGACUCAUUUCAUCAAAGUUGCUAAAAGAUUACAAGAAUUAAAUAAUCUUCACUCAGAAUUUGCCAUUAUUUCAGCUCUACAAAGUGCUCCCAUUUUCAGAUUGACAAAGUCAUGGGCUCAAAUUUCAAAGAAAGAUAAAUCAACCUUUGAUAAAUUAGCUGAGAUCUUCUCAGAUAAAAAUAAUUUCGAAAAAUUACGAGAUCAUAUGGGAAGUCUGAAAUUACCUUGCAUACCAUAUUUAGGUUUAUUUUUGACAGAUUUAGUUUACAUUGAUUUGGCUCAUCCUGCAACACAAGGUUUAGAUAAUCAUCAAAGACAAAUGCAAAUGAACAAUAUAUUAAGAGUUAUAGCUGAUUUUCAACAAUCUACCUAUGAAAAUCUACAUGUUUUACCUCAUAUAUGGAAUUAUUUAAAAUCAGUUAGAUAUAUAGAAGAACUUCAAAAGUUUGUUGAAGAAAAUAAUUAUAAGAUAUCUUUAAAAUUAGAACCUCCUAUAACUCAUCAUAGUCUUAGUCAAAGUAGAGAAGAUUUGUAUAGUUCAGGAAAAUUUCAACUUGAAUGUAAAAGUAGUUUACAAGUACCUGGUCAACUGCUACCUGGUUCCUCUAGAUCUAUGCCUGGACAUUGUGGUCCAAAAUUUGUGCCAGGACACAGAAAAGCUCACAGUUUAGGAACAAAUGUUUUUACACCUUGUGCCCUUGAUAAUGAAAGUUCUAAAUGGGGAACAUCCAAUGGGCGACACCUUUUAGAUGAUAGUGUUUUAGAAGAUACGCCAAUGUUAAGUAGGCAGUGUUCUGUUAAUAGUACUGCUGCUUGUGAAAAUGAAGAAAUUGAAACUUGGGCUGAAGAAUUAUUUGUGCCAUUAAAAUAUAGUGGAUCUGAUGAUUUCUUAUCAGCAACUGCUGAUUCCUCUGCUACUCAUCAAGGAUGUCUCCGUCGCAAAACAAUUUUGAAAGAGGGAAGAAAACCAGCUGUAUCUCCAUGGAUGCGAUAUUGGGUAGUUUUAUGGGGGACUUCAUUAUUAUAUUAUCAACCAAAAUCUUUGCGUGGAAAUGAAAGAAGUGACUUUAAAUCAAAUCCAGGAAAAAUUACAUCUGUUGUAGGAUGGAUGGUUAUAAGCAGUGAUAAUCCCCAUCAGCCAGAUGCUUUUCAACUGACCGAUCCCAUCAAGGGCAAUGUAUACAAAUUCCGAGCAGGAAGUCAAGCCAAAGCAAUGGAAUGGUGUAAGUUUCUACAAGAUGCAACAAAACACCAUCAGGAAAAGCAGCCAGUCGAUAAUUUGAUGACCUUUGAGUGAAUAAAAAUGUACAGUGGAAAUGGAUCAAAGGACAUGUUAUUUUAUAAAAACAAAAAGGAAAAGAAAUGCAACUGAAGUUCAUUUUUGGAGAUAAUCCUAAAAUCAUCUCAAUGUGCCAUUUGUUUGUCGAAUAGGUGAUCAGCUAUAAAAGACAAUCAAGACAUAUCAUAUUUUUAAUCAUUCAAGCUUAACAAGAUGAGGUUAUGAUCCAAAGAAAAUGUGCUCAAAAAUGCAGUUUAUAUAAAAGCAAAUCACCAAAGAUUUUCUUUUUUUAGCAAAAACGAAUUUAUUCCUUCAUUUAAAGACAUUGCUCAUUAUUCAGAUCAACCAAAGUGUUUUCGUAAACAGUUUUUGAUGGAUCAACAAGUACUCAUUUGUGUUGCAAAUGUUUAUAUUUCCUGAAUUCUUUGUUCUUCAUUGUUGAGAUUAAUUUUUGGCACACAUAUUAUAUAUAUAUAUGUAAUUAAUUACUCUUGCACCAUAUAUUGUUUUCACCACCAUUUAUCUUUAAAAGAAAUAGUAACUUUUAUAUGAAAACAAGUUGUGUGCACUUAUUGUAUUAUAGGAUUAUAUUUAUCAUUAGGGCUACAAAUUUUUGCAUAUUGUAAUUGUUGAUCAUUUCUUGCAGAUGACAUGCCUUAUUUCAUCUUGGUGAUUUUUCAGUGCCUUCAAUAUUAAGACAAAAAAGGGGGGAAGUUGCUUAAACUGUUGGAAAUUAGAUACAUUGUUUACUUACUGGUCUUCCCAAAAUGUUAUUGCUGUGAUAUUCCUUGUUUGUGAUGUAUCCAGUUGUUUGAAGUUUGACACUACAAAGUACAGAUGUGUUCUAUUUGGGCAGCUUGAAAUUUUCAUAUAAGUCCAUGACAAAAUAAUGCAGAAUUUUUUGCAAGUUCAAAAUACUUGUACAGAUUAAAAUGUCUCUGACAAACUGUGCUUUGUUUAUUUCCUUUACAGAUAUAUGUAGUUUCUCUGUUAUGUCUUAAUAUAUCCUACUGUCCACCUCUGUGUCGUUGUUCAAUUCAGUGAAAUUACUGCUUAAAUGUAUAGCAAGUGAAAAUUAUUUUAAUUAAAAAAAAAUCAUUGUUUACUUAACAUUUGUAACAUUUAUUAGAAAUCCAUAUGUAUCAUUUCACAUAAAGGAAAUAAUUUUUUUUGUAUCUGAAGAAAAACGAUAAAAUUUUACAUGAUUGGAUUAUAUGAAAUGUAAUCUUCUCAGAAAAGAGAAACCUUUUAUGCAAAUUUGCAAGAAUGUGAAAUCAUUUAUUGAUUAUCAAUUUUAUUUCUACUGGAAAAAACUUACUGCAGUAACUAAAAGAGAGACUUUACCUAAUCAUUCACUUUAUAAAAAGUUUGUGCGAAAAAUUUACAUCAAAGGAACUAUUAUAAUUUCGGAAUUUCCUGUUCAUUGAUUCAGUAUAUCCCAUGUUUCAUAAAAUGCAUUAACAUCAAUUAGUAAAUUCAUGAACAUUGCAGUGAUUAUUCAUUUUUUGUAGCAUACGGCAAUGUAAAAGUUUUAAUUAGAUAUAAAUGAUGCUCUCAAUAAAAUUGGAGAUUCCUAGAACUUGUUCAUCUUUUAUCCUGAUUUAGGAAACUACCAUAAACUAUUUUAACAUAAAAUUUGUGUGUAAAUUUUUAUAUGUAGGUUGUAUAAUUUACUACAUACCCCUCCCUACUUAUUCAAAUUUAUUGGUAACACAUUCGGUAUGAAUGAAUAUGCUUAUUUAAUUUAAAAAGCUUUAUGAAUGCAAUGAGAUAAGUUGUGAGGAUAUGUCAUUGUAAGUAUUUGUAAAAGAAAAAAAAUUACUGUUAUAAUUAUAUAUUUAUAUUAAAUUUUAACAUACAUUAAAUUUUAUUUUCUACUCAAAUGCUGAUAUAAAAAUAUUUAGAAUUUAUUAAAAUUUGAAUGAUGAUGAUAAUUUAUAAUGUAAUGAAUUGUUAAUUUGCUUUGUCAAAAUUAUCUUUAAAAAAAUUUGAAGUUUAAUAGAUUGUAUAAAAUUAUGUAAAUGAUUUCAUUUAAAUGAAAUGCUUUUCAUCCAAUUAAAAUCUUUCCAGAAACAAAUAAAUGAAUAAAAUGAUGUUUAUUAGGUUCAGUUAAGAGACAAAAUUAUUAAUACUU
This is a messenger RNA of Centruroides sculpturatus (bark scorpion), 3877 nucleotides long. Its product is annotated as ras-specific guanine nucleotide-releasing factor RalGPS1-like. Gene Ontology annotation, cellular component: plasma membrane. The transcript has 16 exons. NCBI's taxonomy places the organism in Eukaryota, Metazoa, Arthropoda, Arachnida, Scorpiones, Buthidae. Gene Ontology annotation, biological process: Ras protein signal transduction; positive regulation of GTPase activity. The coding region runs from base 70 to 1761 and encodes 563 amino acids. Gene Ontology annotation, molecular function: guanyl-nucleotide exchange factor activity. The record is from RefSeq and is a predicted model, not a curated record.